AUGGUGAUUUCAAAUUUUAGAAUGCCCAUCCAGGCACCUCAGUGGACGGAGUUCCUUUCGUGUCCAGUAUGCUGCAACUCCUUUGAUGAGAAACUUCGCAGUCCAAUAAGUUUGGGCUGUAGCCAUACAAUAUGCAGGGUUUGUCUUUCAAACUUACCAAGGAGACAGUGCCCCUUUGACCAGACAAACAUUAGUAUUGACAUUGAAAACUUGCCCAUCAACACUGCUCUAUUGCAACUGGUUGGACCAAAUAUAAGGAAUGACAAUGAUGAAAUUGACUGUAAGAUUAUUCCUAGGGAAUACCUAGAUUAUUAUUUACAAUGUAAAAGGUACAUUGAACAGCUUGCUCUAUAUUUGAAGCCCUAUCCUAGUGGAAGUGUGUGUAGUAGUGGAAGUAUCCUUUCAAGACCUAUGCAAAGAAAACUAGUCACGCUGAUCAACUGUCAGUUAGUAGAAGAUGAAGGAAGAACAAGAGCUAUGCGAGCUGCUAGAUCGUUGGGCGAAAGAACAGUUACCGAACUUAUUCUGCAACAUCAAAAUCCCCAACAGCUGUCUGCAAAUUUGUGGGCUGCUGUUAGAGCUAGAGGUUGUCAGUUCCUAGGGCCAGCCAUGCAAGAAGAAGUGCUAAAACUCGUACUUUUAGCAUUGGAAGAUGGCUCAGCGUUAUCUAGGAAGGUUUUGGUGAUGUUCGUCGUACAACGGCUAGAGCCGCAUUUUCCGCAGGCUUCCAAAACCAGUAUAGGACACGUUGUGCAAUUGUUAUAUAGAGCUUCUUGUUUUAAGGUUUCGAAAAGAGAAGGCGAUUCCUCACUGAUGCAACUCAAAGAAGAAUUCCGAACGUACGACGCCCUCCGCCGAGAACACGACGCCCAGAUCGUUCAAAUAGCAACCGAGGCAGGAUUGAGAAUUGCCCCGGACCAAUGGUCGGCUCUAUUAUAUGGAGACACUGCACAUAAAUCGCAUAUGCAGAGCAUUAUCGACAAACUUCAGACUCCUCAGAGCUUUGCUCAAUCUGUGCAGGAGUUGGUGAUUGCUUUACAGAGAACUGGGGAUCCCGGGAAGUUGUCGGUGUUGAGGAACCAUUUGGAUUUGUUGGCUGCGAUCGAUCCUAGUCCUGAAUCCACUUCUCCAUCAUGGAGUGCAUGCGCAGAAUGUCUGGAAGCAGUUCGACAAGUUGUGGCCGGCCUCGUAGAGUUCAUUCACCAACAUGGAAGUAGAAAACUGCAAGAUACUGCGCACUCACAGCAUGCAAAGUACAAGAUCAGCAUGUGUAGGGAUUUAACUUUGAGGGGAAGUUGUCCAAGAGGAACGAACUGCACUUUUGCACACUCGAACGAGGAGCUGGAAAAGUAUAGAGCAAAGAAUCGCAAGACGAUAACAAGAAAUAAAGAGCACCGUAUAGAAAAUCACUCGCCAACUGAAAAACCCUUCAACCAAUCAGAAGACUAUUACUCCAUCUCUAACACAUCGACAGUAAGUCCGGUACCACUACAGCCAGUAGUCCAGAUACCUAGAAUGGGAUAUGACGUACCGUUCCAUCCCAACCCAACGUAUCCUUCAACGCAGCCAUUUUCACAACCUGUUUAUCAACCUCAACCUUCCAGUUUUCCUGUUCAUGAAAUUUAUUCGCCUCCAAACCACGGGAACAUUGUCCUCGCAAAUGGAGGGCAGUAUUAUCAACCGCAGCAAGGAGAGUAUCCUUCCAUUGGAAAUCAGCCACAACAAGGAGUUGAUAUGAAGAGGUCUUGGGAAGUAGUGAUGUCACAAAUAGCCAAAAACCAGAACUUCAACCAACAACCGAAACUGAACAGAAGCUCGACUAAGAGCUUAGCCGAGCUACACCAACGAAAACAAGAAGUAAUUUCUCAGUUAGAGAAGGUGGUAGGCAAAAAUGCUGCUACGGAGAUUUCGAACCACGCAAGCACAUUGGCUAGACAAGAAUCGCAACAGGAUUUAGAGAGCCCGACAUCGCCCUACAAUUUUUGGCCGCAUAUUACCACCUCCGCUCCUACGUUUGUUAGAUCAGACUCGAUUUUGGCCGCUGAUGACGACUGCGUCCCCUACGACUCGCCAGCUAUUAGUAAAUAUGGACCUAUUUCGCGGAUGCCUAAAGAUAACGGGAUUAAUCAGUCCGUUGGUGGUCAGUUCAGAGAUAAUCAAGCCUUGAUCCGACGACCUGUCACCUCAGCAAGUCCACUAACUUAUUUUAACUACAAUAACAACAGUCACUAUCAUCAAGCGGCUAUACCAACUGGUCAUGCCAUGGUAGGACAUCCAGGUAGCGAAGGAUUUGUUGCUUAUAAUUCACAAUUUCUCUUUCAUCCGAGACUCCAAGAUCCCUCCAAAGAACUGAUCGCCGAAUCGCAGAGGGUGAAGCUUCAACUACGAAACCUCGAGAAACAACUAAACGAUCUUAAAAUCGCUACUCAAGGUGUGACUAAUUUGAGUGACAGCGAAAGACUGACGCAGGAGCUUCAGUUGAUCGAGCAAGGCAUACAGGAGAAGCAGAAGGAGGCUUGUCUGUCAAAAAUCGUCCAAUCCCUCAACCAAGUGAUGGGAAACUACAACAACGGCAACCCAUCAGGGACCUCAGACGACGCCAUGUACGAAGCAGGCAUAGCCAACGACAUGCGCGAGCUAGAACUGAGAUUACAGGAAGAAUUAGAGGAAUGGAGCGGUGAGGACUCACCAAAGUAA
Molecule: messenger RNA, 2697 nt
Organism: Diabrotica balteata
Lineage: Eukaryota; Metazoa; Arthropoda; Insecta; Coleoptera; Chrysomelidae
Source: the annotation of a GenBank genome assembly